This is a messenger RNA of Ciona intestinalis (vase tunicate), 2772 nucleotides long. Lineage: Eukaryota; Metazoa; Chordata; Ascidiacea; Phlebobranchia; Cionidae. The record is from RefSeq and is a predicted model, not a curated record.
UAGAGGGCUUGGCACAAAAUUAUUAAUGGAAUAAUUAAAUGAAAUAUUUAUCUGUAAAUAUGGGGUAUAAUUACUGUAUUUACCGUGAAACAAUUACCAGGACAUUGAUGUCUUUGUAAAUCUGAAAUACAUAGGAUUUUAAAUAUGGUGAAGUUCAUUGUUUAUGCAACUAUAGGCAUUGUUAAACAACACACAAUAAACAGAGCAAUUGUUGGUCAUUAUGAUGUCACACAGCAUGUAAACAUUGGGUUUAAAUUUGUUACUGACUGUUCUGUUUCCUACUGAGUGUAUUUUUUCUGUAGCAGCCCGUGUUAAACUUACUUUAAACAUGGCUGUGAAGAAAAAGACAAGAAAAAAAAUUAGCAGAAAUAAAACUGAAAAGUUAGCACAGCAGAAGCAGCAUGAGAAACAUUUUGUUAGCAACUUUUUAAGGCAGCCAGGUAAAACCAGGUCAGGGAUAGUUUAUUCAAAGAAAAUGAAAGGGAAAACCUCUUCUGAGUGUAUUUUCGGAUCACUUCUUGCAAACCCAGAAAAUGAAGACUGCCAAAAGGCAACAAGGGAAGCCCUGCAAAUAGCUAAAGAUCAAUGCAAUUGUGGGCAGUGUAUUGAUAAACGACGACAAGAGAAACUAACAACAUGUAGAAGCAGUCACAGUGGUUUGAGCAUAUUUCUUAAAUCUGAAGAGCAGCUGGUGAAAUCUUCAAAGAGUGAUCAGUUAAAAUCUUCUGCUGGAGCUGCAAAACCAGGUGAAGGCAAAUCAAAAUCAGAAUCUAAGAUUUCUGCCGCACUGCAGAAAAAACUGUCACUUGAAAAGGCAAAAGUUCAAGACUCGGAAUAUUGUGAUUGUGACGAAUGUAUGGAUGACACAUCCACAACUUUAAGUGUGGAGAAAGUGUCUUCAAAAACAAACUUAAAGCAAAGCAUGCGCUUAGCAGUAAAAGCAAGAAGAAGCAAACCUCCUUUAGUGCAAAGUGUUUCAAAACGAAAAACGAGAGUAAAAAGUACAGAAAAAUCCAAGCGUUCAAAGAAAACAUCUUUAACUUCAAGUGUAGGAAAAGUGUCUUCAAAAACAAAUUUAAAGCAGAGCAUGCGCUCACCAGUAAAAGCAAGAAGGAGCAAACAUCCUUUAGAGCAAAGUGUUCCAAAACGAAAAACGAGAGUAAAAAUUACAGAAAAGUCUAAGCGCUCAAACAAAAUGUGCAAAGCCAUAAAGCAGAAGCACGGAAAACGAAGUCAAUCGUUGUUAAAAGUGGUUUUAAAAAAGAAAAACAGAAGUAGCAACCUAAGUCUUAAUUCUUCAGCCUCUAACACAAACCACCAAACUUGUCCAUGUUGCCAGCGCUUUUUCAAAGCACUUGUUAAAAGCCUAAGUGAAGAUCGACUUAACAAGAACAAGAAAAAAAAGCGAGGAAGGCCAAGAAAAGUUGCAAAAGCAUCAUCAAAAGAGAGAAUUUUAAAACACUGGCAACCUUGUGGCAACAAACCUUGUUGCAGUCAGUCCCCAAUGCCUAGCACAGGUCCAAAUCCUGCCAUUGAAAGCAAUACUACUAACCAAAGCACAGAUAACCCUGCUAUUGAAACUGAUAAUACUAACCAAAGCACAGAUAACACUUGUAAUGUUCCUACCAACAAUAACGUUUUAUUUCCAAGCGCAGGUGUUUUACUUAAUGAUAGGAAUGUAAAUAAUAGUAAGAAAUUUGAAAGCGAAGAAUCAAAAGUAACUAAACCGAAGAUACGAAUCCCUUGCCUUGAUUUAACCGUCAUGGCAAAGCAAGUAGGAAAAACUACUAAGAAACGAAAUGCUUCUAAAGUGAAAAAAAACAAGAAGCGCAGAGUUAUUAGCAAGAAAAUAAACACUAGGGUUAAGAAGACCACAAAAAAACGCACCAAAACAACUGGGGGUAACAGCAAAAAGAGCCAGAAGCAAAAAUCGCAAAGCAAGAAGAAGAAACAGCUUCAAAUCGCGCCAAUGCCGAGAGCUGAACACAGGGGAAAAACAAAAACAUCAAAACAAAUAAAGAAAUCAGAAAGUGGUUCAGAUGCUGCGUUUGAAGCUUGGAAGAAGCACCCAAAUGCUCCUGUACCAAGUGCUAGAGUACCAACCUAUAUUGCUAUGGUUAAGACGGCAAUACGAGACUUAACACCAUUUGAUAUUACUGGUCGAGAUGCAAUUUCCAGGUACAUCCAGAUACGAUAUCGCAUAAAGAACGAUGACUUGCUGAGAUAUGUUUUGAAAUGGCUUGUAGACAUGGGUGUGCUUAACAUGAAGGACAGAAACUAUUACUUUGUUGGCAAAAGUUUAGUGAGGAAAAAGACAGUGGCUCAUGUAAGGAAGUCUGGAAAAGCAACAUUAAAACAGCUUAUGAAGAAAAAAAGGACCAAAAAAAGAAAGAAGAAGCACCGUUCAAAAAUAAAGUCCAAAAAGCAUGGAAAAUCAAAAUCCAAGAAGAGAAAGCACAAGAAAGGUAAGAAGAGGAAAAAAAAGAGCAAGAAAUGUUCAAAGAAAAGCAAGACGUGCCGCAACGAUAAUUGCACUUGCUCAAAGGAGUUGGGUUCGAGAAAAAACAGAAUCAAACUUAGAACUCGAUACGUGAGAAAGAAUGGCAAGAUAUACAAACAGGAUGAAUACGUGUAAAGAUUUCUUGAAUUAAAUGUCUUACCUUAGCUCGUCGUACGUAUACAUACUCCCUUGGAUUGAAUGGAUACUGAAAACAAAAUACAAGUUUCCAUUAAUUUUGUUUCAUUUUUGGUAAAGAAUGUGCAAUAAAAUAA